GUUAUGAAGAAAAACGCCACCGCGGCUGCAAGUUGAUUUUCCAGCCGCGGCUUCCAGUUUGAAACAGGUGUGAUAAUAACGAGGGAGGAUGGCUCUGCCGACGCCGGUGAAUGUGAGCGCGGCGGGGGUGAUGGUGGGCUGCGUGGAGCAGGGGAACCUCAGCGUGGAAGUGACCGACUUUAACACCAGCUGCAGUAACGGUUCAGUCGUCUCCAGACCGUCAGCCAGAGUCAAAGAGAUGGACUCCUUUCGCAUCCUCCUCUACUCGCUCAUCUUCCUGCUGAGCGCCUUCGGCAACCUGCUCAUCAUCGUGGUCCUGAUGCUGAACAAGCGCAUGCGCACGGUCACCAACUCCUUCCUGCUGUCCCUGGCCGUCAGUGACCUCAUGAUGGCCGUCUUCUGCAUGCCGUUCACCCUCAUCCCCAACAUCCUGGAGGACUUCAUCUUCGGAGGUGCCAUGUGCAAGACCGUCACCUACUUGAUGGGGAUCUCCGUCAGCAUCUCCACCUUUAGCCUCGUGGCUAUUGCCAUCGAGAGAUACAGCGCCAUCUGCAACCCGCUGAAGUCCCGGGCGUGGCAGACGAGAUCCCACGCCUACCGUGUCAUCGCUGCCACAUGGGUGGUGUCGUUGCUCAUCAUGGUGCCCUAUCCGGUGUUUAGUGCCCUGAAGACGUUCCCCAAAGCGAAUGGCACUGUGGGCCACAUGUGUCGUCUUGAUUGGCCCAGCCAGCAAGCCGAGCAGACCUGGUAUAUGCUGCUUCUGUUCACCUUGUUCUUCAUCCCGGGAGUGGUGAUGAUUAUAGCCUACGGUCUGAUCUCCAGGGAGCUCUACCGGGGCAUGCAGUUCGAGUUUGGCCACAACAAAGAGACCACUGGUCAGAAGAACGGCAUCGCAAAGCCUCUCACGGGGUCCAACGACGACGACGACGGCUGCUACAUCCAGGUGUCUAAAAAGCCCUCCUCUGCCGUGGAGCUCCCCACCCUCUCCGCCGCGGCCGCCGCCAACCAAGCCAAGACCGAGCGCGCCCGCAGCAACACCUCCGAGGCCAAGCUGCAGGCCAAGCGGCGCGUCAUCCGCAUGCUGAUGGUGAUCGUGGCGCUCUUCUUCGUCUGCUGGAUGCCGCUGUACACCGCCAACACCUGGAAGGCCUUCGACCUGAGGUCGGCGUCCAAAGCGCUCUCGGGAGCGCCCAUCUCCUUCAUCCACCUGCUGUCCUACACCUCGGCGUGCGUCAACCCCAUCAUCUACUGCUUCAUGAACACGCGCUUCCGCAAGGCCCUGCUCUCCACCUUCGCCUGCUGCUGCCGCAACCGGCUCUGCCGCCGGUGCUGGUGGUGCGGGAGGAGGAGGGAGGCGGGGGACGACGGCACCACCGCCGUCUCCAUGGCGACGUCCAUGGCCACCUCCAUGUCCAAGUUCAGCUACACCACGGUCAGCACCACCGGCACCUGCUGAGCCUGGGGGGGAAACCGCGGCGGUCGCAUCAGACUCCCCUGCGCCCUCUGUUUGACCGACUUCCCCCCUAACCCUCAUUGAUGAAGCCUUUUUUUUUUUUUUUCAAAUUUUAUUUUAUUGAUGAAGCCUUUACACAAGGUCUCCUUCAGCUAUGUGUGCAUGGCUGCAGAAUGUGAGGUGGAGAAAACACCGUUUCAGUUUGGUGAAGCUCAUCCCCUCCCCAUCCUCCUCUCUCUCUCUCUCUCUCUCUUUUAUUGGCAGCAUCCGCUUUGUUGCAUCCUGAGAAAGAACAUCAAGUGCCUGUGCUCUGUGUGUGGCUUUGUGUGUUCUGGUAGUUCGUUCACUGGCUGAUGGACAUUUUAGUGACAAAAACUACGUUGUAAAUACUUCGUGCCAAAGGUAAAUUAUGAGACAUACUGUCAACCAAUGAGGACGUGAGCUCAGUAUGGAUUUCAUCCUUUUUUUAUUUAAUGUUGUUUCAUGUUCAUUCAUUCAGGGCAUCUCUCUCUCUCUUUUUUCAGAAUCAUUCUCCUGAAUAACUUGCACACUGUCGACUCCCAAAUUCUGAAAAAGCUGAAUGCCGAGUCAGCGUGUUUACACCAAAAAAAGAUAUCAAAGGGAACAGAGUGAGUCCAGUUUUUAUUUUUUAUUCUGGACAAACUCUGACUUUAUGUUUUUGGUCUUAUUGACUAAUGUGUCAUCACUUCUUAUUUUUAAAGCAGCAGCCAUCCAAACACUGAAAUGUAUAUGUUUGUCAGUGUCUUGGUGUUAAAUGGAUGUUUUUUUUCCCCCCGCCCCUCUUGCGGUAACGCUUAGUGAACCAAGCUGAUCAGGCAGCGGCAUGUUUACA
Molecule: messenger RNA, 2306 nt
Organism: Labrus mixtus (cuckoo wrasse)
Lineage: Eukaryota; Metazoa; Chordata; Actinopteri; Labriformes; Labridae
Product: cholecystokinin receptor-like
Exons: 5
Coding region: 89-1456 (455 amino acids)
Biological process (GO): neuropeptide signaling pathway
Cellular component (GO): membrane
Molecular function (GO): neuropeptide receptor activity; gastrin receptor activity
Source: RefSeq, a predicted model, not a curated record